Molecule: messenger RNA, 2249 nt
Organism: Malania oleifera
Lineage: Eukaryota; Viridiplantae; Streptophyta; Magnoliopsida; Santalales; Ximeniaceae
Exons: 9
Coding region: 1-1233 (410 amino acids)
Biological process (GO): protein import into mitochondrial matrix
Cellular component (GO): nucleus; TIM23 mitochondrial import inner membrane translocase complex
Source: RefSeq, a predicted model, not a curated record
AUGAAGGGAAGAAACAGAAUAAACAAGGAACCUGGGAGGGCUCCAACUUCAAUUGCCAAAGUCAUGGGUGCUUGCAGUGAUUUCCAGCAAACUCGAGCAACAAUUUUUGGUGAAAUGUUAGACCAAAGGUUAGGCAGUGUGAUGCCUAGGAAAGACAUAUCAACUGUUGAGGAUCCCUUUGAUGCUCCCACUUACAAUAUACCAGAGAAGCCUGUGACCUUUGCACAGGGGGCUUCAUACAGUGUUAUCAUUCUUGCUGGGCUUGGCAUAGCUGCGGCCGCAGGAUAUGCUGUUUUCAAAGAGCUUAUCUUUGAACCAAAAGAGUACAAGAUUUUUGGGAAGGCUCUGGAGAGGGUUCAAAAUGACAGUCAGGUUCGUUUGGAAAAAAAAGCUGUGAUACAUAGUGGCAUAGUGUGUUUAAAUGCUAAAGUGGCAACUGUAUUAGGAGGUGCAGUGCAAGCACUUUAUGAAGAAUGGCUGAUGAACAAAAAAUAUUCAGGUUUGUCUCGCUCAUCCUUGAAGCCAUCAGGGGAUGAUGAGAUUGUUGGUCCUCCACAAUUUGAGAAGUUGCAAAUUGGGGCAUCCAUGCAUCAAUCUGCCCAGCAAGAUCAGUCAGAGUCAACCCACAAGAACACCAGCCUUAGAAUUGAGGACACUGGUGGAAAAUCAGAAAUUAGGCAAAAGGGAAGACAAGGGAAUCUUGAUUUUAAAGCGGAAAUUUUGAAUAAUGAUAUGAAAGUAACUACCCUUACUGGAAAAACUGAAGAUAUGCCAAGUAGCUCUGGAGCAAGACCAAAAGAAGUGGUCGAAUCUGUUCCUGUUCAAAAUCAAGCAGCUUCUCAGAAACUACUCCAGAAGAUGAGUAUUUCAAACCGGGAUGGUCAGAAUUUUAAAAAUAAAAAACAUAGAGGGAAGGGGAAACAAGAAGAGUCACCAGUUUUCACUUUAGAUGGAUGGGAGAAGAGUAGAGCUGGGAUAAGAACUCUUAAAGAUGAGCCUCCAGAUGUAAGCCGUGAUGAGGAUCUUGCAUGGCAGCUUCAAAAUCAAUUUGAUUUGGAAGACCUUGAUGUACAUAGGGUUCCUUAUGAGACUGAAGCAGAACGUUUAAAAAGGAGCAUGUUUAAGUUUGAGAGGGAUGAUGAUAGCAUCCAUGAAACAGGAUAUCGAGGGAGAGGAAGGGGUAGAGGAAGAGCAAGAGGGAGAGGAAGGAGGGGAAGAGGGAGAUUUGAUUAACCAUGAUUUAUUCACUCAUGUUUCUCAUUAUAUUUGUAGCUGGAAGCUGGAGCCUCACCUAGCAGCAGCAGAAGGAAUCUGAAUUUUCACCAUCUCUCACUGUUGCAGGCUUCACAGCCUCCCUUUUCUCAUCAUCACAGGCUUCGCAGCAGCAGGAAUUCCUCCUCACUUGCAUGGUUCACAGCAACAGGAACCCCUCUUCUCUCACUGUCACAGGCUUUGCAGCAGCAGUUUUGUGGCAGUGAUCAUAUGCCAUCUCUCUGAAGGACGCCAUUGACCCUUGAAUUGACACAUGCUAUUCGGAUUAUGAUAAUAAUGCUGGACACUGGCUAGGUGUUGUGUGUUGCACCUGAACCUAGAGGCACAAUUUCAAAUUAUGGAAAUAACCUCCCUGGGGUAAGUAUGGGUGACACAUUUGUGACGACAUUCAUGUUCUGCUUGGGGUAUGUUAGUGGUAAUCAUCUCCUUGGUGCUGACAUAGAUUAGUUGCUAAACUUGUAGAGCUACUUCAUCUCAAGCCUACAUGAAUGGGAACCUAAACAGCCUCAUGUGAUUUCUUUUGCUUCACAUUAUAUCUGUAGUCUGUAUCUAUGAGGGGUAUUUUGAAAUUAAGAACAAAAAUUGGUCCCUCACUUUUAUUUGAAUUCCAACGUUUCUACCGGUAAGCUCAUGUCACCGGAGCUAUGGUCUUUUUCUAAAUAAAUUUUUUCAUGAAAUGAUUUUAAGCGAAACUUUGACAUUAUAAUGUAUUGUUGGUUGUAAAUCUAGGGCUUUUGGAGAUAAAAGGCUAAACUCAAUAAAUGUGGGUGAGAUGCUGUACAAGAAGUAGGAGGCUGUACAACAAGUAGGAGGAAAAAAAGAAAAAGCACGGCUUUCUCGUGCCAAAUAAGGGGUGUCGAAGGGUUUGGUGUACAGAGCCUCACUUUACAUUUAGAGUGUCUUAUAGAUGUCUUCUUGAAUUGAAUCUGACUCUUCUAUUGCACAUUUGGAACAUAUGAAUGAAAUUGAAUUUUUCA